Messenger RNA from Aspergillus nidulans FGSC A4, 1617 nucleotides. RefSeq names its product protein afoB. The coding region runs from base 1 to 1617 and encodes 538 amino acids. Gene Ontology annotation, biological process: transmembrane transport. Gene Ontology annotation, molecular function: transmembrane transporter activity. NCBI's taxonomy places the organism in Eukaryota, Fungi, Ascomycota, Eurotiomycetes, Eurotiales, Aspergillaceae. The record is from RefSeq and is a predicted model, not a curated record. Gene Ontology annotation, cellular component: membrane. The transcript is spliced from 6 exons.
AUGGCUGAGACGGAUUCCUCCCACACCCGUGGGCCCGUAGACUCAAUCCAGAAGAACGACGCCUCAAGCGACGAUGCCGAGGCAGAGACCAAGAUCCAGUAUCCCUCGGGCUGGAGGGUCACGAUGAUCCUGACUUCGGUGACAUUGGCGUACUUUCUUUUCUUUCUUGACCUAGCCGUGCUGUCGACCGCGACUCCUGCCAUUACCUCGCAGUUUGACUCGUUAGUCGAUGUUGGAUGGUAUGGAGGCGCCUACCAGCUUGGAAGCGCAGCGUUCCAGCCCCUGACGGGCAAAAUCUACAGCCAGUUCUCGAUCAAGCAGUGGACAUUCCUUGUCUUCUUCAUUGUCUUUGAACUCGGCUCUGUCCUGUGCGCCGCAGCACGCAACUCGCCCAUGUUCAUCGUUGGUCGGGUCAUUGCAGGCGUAGGGUCGGCCGGCAUGUCCAACGGCGCCGUAACCACAAUCUCCGCGGUCCUGCCAACGCAGAAACAGGCGCUCUUCAUGGGCCUGAACAUGGGUAUGGGCCAGCUCGGUCUUGCGACGGGACCGAUUAUCGGAGGCGCGUUCACAACGAACGUUUCGUGGCGAGAAGAUGCACCAGCUGAUGACGACGCAGGCUUCUACAUCAACCUCCCCCUCGGCGCCGUUGUCGGCGGCUUCCUCCUCUUCAACACGAUCCCCGAGCCGAAACCAAAGGCCCCUCCGUUGCAGAUCCUCGGCACCGCAAUCAGGUCCCUCGAUCUGCCGGGAUUCAUGCUAAUCUGCCCUGCCGUGGUUAUGUUCCUCCUGGGUCUGCAAUUCGGGGGCAAUGAGCACCCCUGGGACAGCUCCGUCGUGAUCGGCCUCAUUGUCGGAGGAGGUGCCACCUUCGGUGUCUUCCUCGUGCACCAGUGGUGGCGUGGCGAUGAGGCAAUGGUCCCGUUUGCCCUCUUGAAGCACAAGGUUAUCUGGUCUGCGGCCAUGACCAUGUUCUUCUCCCUGUCCAGUGUGCUCGUCGCGGACUUCUAUAUCGCGAUAUACUUCCAGGCUAUCCGGGACGACUCGCCACUCAUGAGUGGCGGCGCCAUCUCCGCCGUCGGCUACGGCCUCCUCUCGACGCUGAGCCCGACCACCUCUGUCGCGAAAUGGGUGGGAUACCAGAUCCUCUACGGCGUAGCCAGUGGCUGCACCACCGCCGCUCCCUACGUCGCAAUCCAGAACCUCGUUCCCGCGCCCCAAAUCCCGCAAGCAAUGGCAAUUAUCAUCUUUUGGCAGAACAUUGGCGCCGCCAUAUCUCUCAUUGCGGCAAACGCCAUCUUCUCCAACUCCCUCCGCGACCAGCUAGCCCAGCGCGCGAGUCAGAUCACCGUCUCCCCGGGCGCGAUUGUUGCGGCCGGUGUCCGGUCCAUCCGGGACCUCGUCUCCGGCUCUGCGCUUGCGGCUGUUCUGGAGGCGUAUGCGGAGGCCAUCGACAGGGUCAUGUACUUGGGCAUCGCGGUUAGCGUGAUGGUUAUUGUGUUCUCGCCUGGUCUAGGGUGGAAAGAUAUUCGGAAGACAAAAGAUCUGCAAGCUCUAACUAGCGAUGGAGCGCAGGGUGAAGCGACGGAGAAGGAGACUGUUCCGGUUGCCCUGGGUUAA